Entamoeba nuttalli P19 is the source of this 288-nucleotide messenger RNA. RefSeq lists its product as hypothetical. Gene Ontology annotation, biological process: exonucleolytic trimming to generate mature 3'-end of 5.8S rRNA from tricistronic rRNA transcript (SSU-rRNA, 5.8S rRNA, LSU-rRNA); TRAMP-dependent tRNA surveillance pathway; nuclear polyadenylation-dependent rRNA catabolic process. Gene Ontology annotation, molecular function: RNA binding. The transcript has a single exon. The coding region runs from base 1 to 288 and encodes 95 amino acids. Lineage: Eukaryota; Evosea; Mastigamoebida; Endamoebidae. The record is from RefSeq and is a predicted model, not a curated record. Gene Ontology annotation, cellular component: nuclear exosome (RNase complex); cytoplasmic exosome (RNase complex).
AUGGAAGAUGGUUUUGGUGAAUUACAAGGAGGAUGGGCAUUCUCCGUACCUCAAUCAAUGUGUCGUAGAAUAAUGGGUGAUGGAUGUUGUGUUUUAACAUGUAUUGGAGAAUAUACACCAUUUGAAAUUGCAGUUGGAAUAAAUGGAAUGGUAUGGGUACGAACUCCAAAUGUAUUAAAUGAUGUAAUAGUAGAAAGUUGUAUUGUUCAAUGUCUUGGUGUAGUUGAAAAGAAUGUUCCUGGAACAAUCAAAUUAGUUUGGGAAAGCUGGAAACCAGUAUUAAAUUAA